Molecule: messenger RNA, 1322 nt
Organism: Polistes dominula (European paper wasp)
Lineage: Eukaryota; Metazoa; Arthropoda; Insecta; Hymenoptera; Vespidae
Product: stromal cell-derived factor 2
Source: RefSeq, a predicted model, not a curated record
GGUACACAUCACAACUUUCUUCGUUUAUACUUUCUCCCUUUAAAUUAUUUUACACUUAUUUAAACAAUAAUACUUCGUUUAAACAUUACAUAGCUAUUUUUCUUCUUUGUUGUUUAUUUUUAUUCGUAGUUGUAAUUCUUACCUAGUGCAGCGCUGCAAUCUGUUUCUGUUUGAAUGAUAAUGUAGAACGUGAUAAAAUGUUCAUUAUUCGUUAAAUCUAUAAUAUACUUAAUGUAUGGUACAAUUUAUUCAGUUUAUUCGCAUAUAGGUACGGAAGUAACAGGAAUAUAAUCAAGUUGUGUUGUUUGCUUGUUAUUUACGUGUGUGCACAGAAAUUUCGCAUUGGUUAAUCACACAUCUGUCAAUUGAAAAACUCACUUUUUCAAUUAAAUAUUUAAAUAAUCAAGAUAUUAAUAUUUGCAAAACGAUGCGUCAAUUAAAAGGUAAAACAAAAGAAACAAAUAAGCAAAAGAAGGAACGCAAAAAGGAAUUUCUUGAAAACAAGCAACGAGUUUUCACAGUCGUUCUACCUACAAUAGCUGCAAUAUUUGUAAUGAUAGCUGCAUAUGUUUAUGUUAAAACUCCUAAAGGAACCAAAUAUGUAACAUAUGGUUCAGUUAUUAAAUUAAUGAACGUUGAUUUCAAUGUAAGAUUACAUUCUCAUGACAUCAGGUAUGGAAGUGGUAGUGGACAACAAUCGGUGACAGGUAUUGAAGUUAAAGAGGAUGGUAAUUCGUACUGGCUUGUAAAAGCAGAAUAUAAAAAACAAUAUAUUCGUGGGAAGCCAAUUAAAUGCAAUGACAUAAUUAGAUUGGAACAUGUAGCAACAAAAAAGAAUUUACAUUCGCAUUUGGUUACUUCUCCAUUGAGCGGUAAACAGGAAAUAUCUGCCUUUGGGGAUUUCAGAAGACCAAGCGAUAGCGGAGACAAUUGGCAAAUAGUAUGUCAAACUGAUUUUUGGGAGAGGAAUGAUACUGUCAUGUUGAAGCAUGUUGAUACAAAUGCGUAUUUAUCCAUUAGUGGAAGAUCGUAUACCCAUCUUGUUGGUCAAAUGGAAGUGAUCGGUGAUUAUUCUUAUAAUAGUCAACAUUUACAAUGGAAAACUAUGGAAGGCUUAUUCGUACAUCCAGCUGAUUUUAAAGCACAUCAUUUCGAACACACAGAAUUAUAAAUAUUCAUCUUGUAGAAAUAAUUGUUUCAAGUAAGUAAAGAAAUCUAUUUAUUAUGUCAAUUUAUGAUGUGAAAUACUUCUAGAAUAAGCGACAGAUACUACUCAUUGUCUUGCGCAUAGAUUUAUUACAAAACAAAUGGAAAAAAAAAAA